GAGGCGCGAACCUGACGCACGGACGCAACAUGUCCCGGAGAUGACCAGCAGAGUUCCUCUUUAAGAAGAUUACCUCUCCAGUUAGAGGUUUUAUGAACGAAUGCCGGUAGGUGCUUGGAGCGUUGCACAUGAAUUAGACCGGUCAGAAACACGUUGUAACAAACAGUGAAAUAUUUAUUGGAUACAAUAUGUAGAAAUAAUCUACAGACCACAUACAAGAUGCAUAUGUCUAUUAGAAAUUAUCCACCUGGAGCGCACGGUAAUCUACGAGGGAAUAGACUUUAUUUCUGGUUUUACGCACAAUUUGUGAAAUGAAGACGAGACCGGCUGGGAUAGGAGAUGCCAGCGCAGACUGGAUGGGAUCUCUCCCUCCCAAACUCAGUGCUAUGCCUCUCAAACACCUCGCUGUGCCAGGUUCCCAUGAUUCAUUCACCUACUGGGUGGAUGUCUCCGCUCCUGUUGGCCCAGAUCAGAAGGUUUAUGUCAAGUACCUGGCCACUAUGUUCAGUGUAGUGGCCAAGAAGGUGAUGGUGAAGUGGUCAAUGACACAGAACCUGACUUUUAGGGAGCAGCUGGAUGCAGGAAUUCGAUAUUUUGACCUGAGAGUGUCAGCCAAACCAGGAGAGCCAGGAAAUGAGAUAUACUUCAUCCAUGGACUGUUUGGGCACAAGGUUAGAGAUGGGCUUUUAGAAAUCAACUCUUUCUUAUCAAAACAUACAAAGGAGGUUGUGUUCCUUGACUUCAAUCACUACUAUGCCAUGAACGCAGAGCACCACGUGUACCUCAUCAACAUGCUGCAGCAGGUCUUUGGAUCCCGUCUGUGUAUAGACUGUGCUGUGGAGAGUGUCACACUGGACUUCCUCUGGGACAAGAAAUACCAGGUCAUAGUGUUUUACCAUCAUCCAUCAGGGCAGAGUGUCCCUGUUUUGUGGCCUGGAAACAAGAUCCCCGCUCCCUGGGCAAACACCACCGAGCCCAACAAACUCAUGCAGUUCCUUGACACCACAUUGAAGGAAAGGAAGAAGCAAGGAUCCUUCCACGUGUCCCAGGCCAUCCUCACUCCUCGGGUCAACACAGUGGCUAAAGGUCUCGUGUGGGGACUGCGUAACUACCUGGUUGAAAAGAAUCUACCCACCAUCAUGUCCUGGGUGGAAGCUCAGAAACCAGGAGUGGGCGGAGUCAACAUCAUCACUUCAGACUUUGUGGAUCUCACAGACUUUGCCAACAUUGUCAUCAAACUGAAUAACCUAUUGUUAUCGGACAAGGAUCACAAGGCCAGAUGACCCGGGCUCCUGCUCCUGCCAAUAUCUGACAGGAAUGCAACGUUUUUUCUUGGAACAUGUGACAAAUAAACAGAGUACCGGUAACUGCAGGCUUAGGGGGAAGGUGGAUGAAACUUUGAAGGUGAAUUGCCCUAAAGUGAGUAUCCAAGAUUUCCAAUGAUACUCUCACUGUCCACUAUAAGGUCCUAUAUCACAUUUUCAUGUUAUCAGCUACCCUUUGCCUUCUGUGUAGUAGAGAUAGGAAAUUUCAGGGCUGAAACUGAUUCUAGUGAAGGUGUAUGGAGUUUAAAAACACAGUGGAGCACUUCCUAUUUUGCUGCAUGACAUCUCAAGGUGGAACUGAGCAGUUUCUUUUUAAGAAAAAAACUAAGCCUAUCCUAUCCUAUUCAGGAUUUGUUUGUUAAAAUGCUUUUGAUGAGGUAACAACAUUAUAACCUAGAUCAGAAAACAAUGUAAUAUGGGACCUUUAAGCUAUAUAGACCAAAUUGUCAACACAUUUCUUUCCAUCUUGUAUUUUAGGUAUUAAAUAUCUGCUCAAUUAAAAGCUAUUAAAAGGCAAUUAUGUGUAAGUGAGGAUAAACUAUCCACAACAAAAAAAUAAUAUGUUGUACUGUUUUUGUUUUAAAUGAUCAUUUCUAUUGUUUUAAACAUGCAUUUGUAAUUAUACAUGACAAAAUGCUUUAAUUUGAGUUAUUAUGUAUAUUGUAUAAAAUUAUAAAAUUGAUAUUUAAAUCACACACCAAAAAUGUCAUAUACAUAAAAAAUAUAAAAGUGGCACAGCUGUUGCCAUGGGACCAGUCUCUGUGACCUGUAAUAAGAGGAAGAGGAAGAAUCAAUGUUCUUAUUAAGCUUGGAUAAUAAAAGACAUAAAAAAAGGUACAAGAAAAUACAGCUCUUGUACUCCAACCUGAGCUUUUUAUGAUGUUGUUUUCACUGGUCUUUGUGAAAACAGAACCCCAGACUGCUCCAGCCCAAAGUGUGACAGAAUUUAUGACCUGACUAUAAAGUUUCACUAAAAAUGCAGACAAUGUCACUAUAGGGGGGUCAAGAAGAAAAGGUGCAGACAAAAUAUGUGUUGUGCUUUUUCCACUAGUGCUGUAAACCUGACAGAGCUGUGCAUAAAGGAUAUAUAUUUACCCACUUCCAUAGCUUUACUAGAUAGGCAGGGGUAGAAUGUCUCCAGUUAAAUGCAGCUUACAUGGGAAACUGCAUACAAUAACAAGACUAUAUGUGGCACCACACCACUGUAGGAAGUAAUAUGGCAUUCCAAGCAGGGGUGGGUAAUAUUGACAAUAAUUAUAUACUUUUUUUUUUUUUCCAUGAUAAGUUUAAUCAUAUUUUGCAAUCCAUAAGAAAUGUGUGAAAGGUGCAUUGCGUAACUUCUCUGGCAGGGGGUUCGGCACAAACUUGUUUCCACAAAGUUUAACAGAAUGGCAAUAAACUCAUCUGUGUUGCAUUUAUCCAGUUACAGGUGUUUUACUGCUCAAAAAUACUAUGGAAAUUUCUACAUUUCUGUAGUGAGUAAGCUUGCCUCUCCACAGAUAUUACCUGUAACUUGGCUUGGAGGCAUUGUGGGUUUGUCUCCGUAGAAAUAGAUAGGUUUAAUGCCACACAGUGGGACCUCCUAGACAAAGAAAUAACAUUUAGAUGAAGACAAGCAGGUGGCAGACCCUCCACCAGAAAGUUACUAAGUGCACCUUUAAAAUGUGCAUGUAAAAGUUUGGUUGAUGCUCAAAUAUAGAUCGAAAAAAGUGCAUUGGAAAUAUCACAAUAUACCUCAUUGUUUUGGGAGA
Messenger RNA from Boleophthalmus pectinirostris (great blue-spotted mudskipper), 3076 nucleotides. It is a transcript of the gene plcxd2, whose product is annotated as phosphatidylinositol-specific phospholipase C, X domain containing 2. NCBI's taxonomy places the organism in Eukaryota, Metazoa, Chordata, Actinopteri, Gobiiformes, Gobiidae. Gene Ontology annotation, molecular function: phosphoric diester hydrolase activity. Bases 312 to 1283 code for a protein of 323 amino acids. The transcript has 8 exons. Gene Ontology annotation, biological process: lipid metabolic process. The record is from RefSeq and is a predicted model, not a curated record.